This is a messenger RNA of Gossypium arboreum, 1422 nucleotides long. RefSeq lists its product as uncharacterized. The transcript is spliced from 7 exons. The record is from RefSeq and is a predicted model, not a curated record. Lineage: Eukaryota; Viridiplantae; Streptophyta; Magnoliopsida; Malvales; Malvaceae. Bases 1 to 1422 code for a protein of 473 amino acids.
AUGGAUAAUGUUGAACAGAAAUGGAGAGAAAUAAAUACCUCACAAGUGUUAAGAGAUAUAGCUGAUGCAUUACAGCAUAUAGUGAGAGCUAUACCUGCUACUACAUCUAUACCUACUGUCAGACAGGCCCCGAUUAAAGAGGUACGAAAAUAUGGUGCCACGGAAUUUCAGGGAUUAAAAGGAGCUGAUCCAUCCGUUGCUGAAAAUUGGAUGGAAACAACAAAAAGAGUUUUGCAACAAUUAGACUGCACCCCCCGAGAGAGUCUGAUAUGUGCAAUAUCACUGUUACAAGGAGAAGCGUAUCUCUGGUGGGAAUCUGUGGUUAGACAUUUGCCGGAUGAUCAGGUAACUUGGGACUUGUUUCAAAAAGAAUUUCAGAAGAAGUAUAUUGGGGAACUGUACAUCGAAGAGAAAAAGCAAGAGUUUUUAGUGUUGAAACAGGGGAAUAUGUCAGUAUUGGAUUAUGAGCGAGAGUUCUCUAGAUUGAGCAGAAAUUCGCAUCGUGAGCACUGCGGAAAGAAACACAGAGGAGAAUGUUGGAAAGUAACUAGAGGUUGCUUGGAUGUGGUUCUACUGCACCAUUUUAUCGUAGACCGUCCGAAUACCGAUAGUGAUACACCAGAUCGUCACAAAGAUCGAUAUCUCAUCGCUAGAGGCGAGGUCGUAGAGGUAAUUCGGCUUCCAGAGGAGGUGCUGGUAGAAGGAGCAGUGAUAUUGCUACUCGCCAGUCUGAAGCCAGAGUACCAGCUAGAGCUUAUGUGGUCAGAAAACGAGAAGAAGGCGAUGCACAUGAUGUUGUUACAGCUGAAGGUAAAGGAAAGUGAUGUGUCUAAAACUGCUUUCCGUACUCGUUAUGGCCAUUAUGAAUUUUUGGUAAUGCCAUUUGGAUUGACCAAUGCCCCAGCUGCUUUCAUGGAUCUGAUGAACCGCAUUUUCCAGCCGUACUUAGAUCAGUUUGUAGUGGUUUUCAUUGAUGAUAUAUUGGUAUAUUCGAAGACAGAGACAGAACAUGAUCAGCAUCUUCGAAUAGUUCUACAAAUUUUACGAGGAAAACAGCUAUAUGGAAAGCUCAUAUCUGCAGAUGGAAUCCGAGUUGAUCCUAAAAAGAUCGAAGCAAUUAUUCAGUGGAAGACGCCAAAGAAUGUAUCGGAGGUACGCAGUUUUCUUGGUUUAGCUGGGUAUUACAGGAGAAAAGCUGUAAUUGAAUUAAGAGCAAUGUUUGCACGGCUUAGUAUCAGUGAGGAUGGGAGUCUUUUGGCCGAAUUGAGAGUAAAACCGGUAAUAUUUGAUCAGAUUAGAUCAGCUCAGUUGGAAGAUGACAAAUUAUUGAAGAAAAGAGAGAUGGCAAGUGGGGUGAUGGAGUUAGUGGGGUGGUUUAGUGGGGUGUUGGAGUUAGUGGGGUGGUUUAAUGGGGUGGUAUAA